This is a messenger RNA of Coffea eugenioides, 1050 nucleotides long. Its product is annotated as phosphoglycerate mutase-like protein 1. Bases 210 to 956 code for a protein of 248 amino acids. Gene Ontology annotation, cellular component: cytoplasm. Gene Ontology annotation, molecular function: phosphatase activity. The record is from RefSeq and is a predicted model, not a curated record. NCBI's taxonomy places the organism in Eukaryota, Viridiplantae, Streptophyta, Magnoliopsida, Gentianales, Rubiaceae. The transcript is spliced from 5 exons.
UCAUGUGAAAUUGACCAAUGGGCGUAUAAAAAAGGCCAGCCAGUCGUUUUCAUUCACUGCAUUCAGAUGUAAAUCUGGAGCGAUGAAUAGUAUAAUUCUUCCGAUAAUUUAGAUUCUUCUAUCACUUGUCACUUCCUCCAUUUUUUUUAAUUAAUUUUUAAUAACAAGUGAUACUUAUUGUACUACUUGUUAUAAAGGAGGGGGACUCUAUGACUGUAGCCGCCAGCGCCACCAGUAUCUGUAUCACUAAUAAUAAGGCCACCACCAUUGCAAUCGGUGGCGUUGGCGAAGACUCAAGAUUGGUGUCUUCAUCCCUCUCAGCCUCUUCUGCUUCAUUUUCAUCGUCGUCAACUUCAUCGUUUCGAUUCGGAUUAUCAUCAUCGAUUCCCUCUACACCGCUCCUAACAAUUCCAACUUGUGCAGCUUCCCGAUUGCAUCUGCUCCGCCUCCCUCCUCCUCGUCGAUGCUUUGCUAGCAUGGACAGUGGUGAAUUUCCAAGUCUGUAUCCAUUGCACCGGUGCAAAACUAUUUACCUGGUGAGGCAUGCUCAAGGAAUUCAUAAUGUGGAAGGAGAUAAGAACUAUAAAGCAUAUAUGUCUCCAGAAUAUUUCGACGCAUACCUUACUCCACUGGGCUGGCAACAGGUUGAUAAUUUGCGCAAGCAUGUACAUACAAGCGGGCUUUUGAAUAGGAUUGAAUUAGUUGUCACAUCUCCAUUGCUAAGAACUAUGCAAACUGCUGUUGGGGUAUUUGGUGGUGAUGGCUAUACAGACAGGAUGGAUACCCUGCCACUCAUGUUGGCAAAUGCAGGAAAUAGUCGGCGUGCUGCAAUUUCAAGUCUUAAUUGUCCUCCUAUUGUUGCAUUAGAACUUUGUCGAGAACAUUUGGUAGGUCCUUUGAAGGUUAUGUGUGCAACUUUUGAUUUUAAAUGUGAACAUUCUUGUGGUUGUGGAUAGCAUUCUGAUUUUCUUGGUUCAAGUCUGGGGUAGAAAGGAAGCUUUGAUUUAAUUACUAAGUUCAAAUACUUUAUUUUUUCUGGUGCUGUUGAGG